Messenger RNA from Drepanopeziza brunnea f. sp. 'multigermtubi' MB_m1, 1851 nucleotides. RefSeq lists its product as uncharacterized. Lineage: Eukaryota; Fungi; Ascomycota; Leotiomycetes; Helotiales; Drepanopezizaceae. The record is from RefSeq and is a predicted model, not a curated record.
AUGGACGAGGCAAGCAGGCUGGUGUCGGAGCUUCAACAGAAGCUGUCGGAGCUCGAUCACAAAGUCUGGAAGUACGGCCAGGACAUGGCUGCAGAGUUUGAGAAGUAUUCGGAAGAGCUCCUCAGCGAUGUCUCUCAAGAUGUCUCGGAGACAGUCUCGAAAACAAUUGCAGAAGCAAUGAAAGACGCUCCCUCGCUUUAUCCUGCGGGCGCAGCAUUCCCAAUCGAGUCAUGCGCGUGCGCAACAGGCACCCUCAAAGAUGGCGUCCCCGUCCCUAUCCCCGUCCCCGUUUCGGUCGCCGGUUCCAUCACUAGCACCACCUCGACACCAACCGCCCCUAUUUCCGCGCCUCCCUGUGAGCAAGAACAAGAGAUGGGUGGCAGCCCGCGGAGCCCACACACGCGAGACUUGGAGUUCCAAGGCCUCUUCACGCCCAGCUACCUCCCACUCCUCGACAACACCAGCCAGCGGAGAUCGAGCCCCGACCAACCAAUAUCCCCGACGCUGAAGCAGCACGAGACCGAGCCAUUGCAAGUGGAUGCGAGCACGGAUACGAGAUCGCUCAUGGAUAUACCCGAAGGCUCUCGCCCACCGACCCCGAGACGAAAGAAUACAGACGAGGUGUCGGUACUGUCCAAUACAUCAGAACACAGCGAGGGAGAAACGACCCGCCGUAGCGCUCUGAGAAGAUCCUCCAGCGCCUCGAACAAGGACCGACACAGCCCCCGCCGCGUGCGGUUUGAAGUUGCGGGUGAGGAGGUGCUACCAACAUCUUCACCAUCCUCCAUGUCCGAGCUCGAUGGCGCAGUUCCGACGAGCCUGUUCAGUGAUGAGGAGGAAGUUGCGGAUGAGAUGAUUGAAGAUAUUGAGAAGCCGCCACCCAAGAGGAUCUCGUCAUCACAAGCCUUAAGAGCACUCUCGAGAUUUCCUCUCGCCGAUGAUGGCACUCAGUGGACCACGGUUUCUGCGCCUCCAGAUGGUUCGGCCUCGGUGGCAACCAGCAAUGGGAUCUCGCAGGACUCAUCUAGUGAGGAUCUUUAUAUCGGCACCGGGGCGUCGAAGCUAACCUUGGGAGAUACGAAUGAAAAUGGUGUUUUAGCUAGAGUUGAUAAAGUUAACCCUGUCGAUAGCACGGACUUGAAUAUUGACCCCGAGGUAUCCGAAGAUGAGGACAUUCUCGACAUGCCUCAAUUGAGACGGCAAGGUACACCCGUGGCAACGAUGCUCUCACCCACCAACCCGCCAAAUCUCCAUGACAACAAGUCACCAACCGCAUCAACGAGACCAAGGAAAAUCUGGCAAGACCUGGACAAAUUCGUACUUGGUACACACCAAGUCAGUAUCGAUGAUUUGAAAUUCGAUAAAAAUGAUGAAGAUGAGGUCUUCCGAUUUGACGAAGCCGCCUCCGAUGUUCGCAGCCCUCCACUCGAGGAGAGCCAGCGCUAUCCAGACUUGGAAGAUGAGGAGCGCGAUUCAUUCGACACCGAGUCUCCCACCUCCCGAGCCGAGGCCCGCGAGGUCCCAUUCAAAUAUGCCAGCUCACCUGCCCGCCCGAUCGCCUCGAUCGUUAGACCCACACAAACGUCCGAAAAUCCCUCUGCAGGCGUCGUAGGAUCUCUCAGAGGCCACCCCUUCAGCUUACCCAUCGUCAGCCCGGAAGUCCAUGCCCACGGCGCCGCCUUCGGCCCCCUCGAUUCCUUCGUCGGAAGCGUUGAUGGACGAAGCGGUCUGGACGCUAGUAAUCCCCAAAGCUACCGCAUCAGUGGCGGAUUUACCGGCGCCCCCAAGAGCCUGAGCGAGAGGAUGAUGAUGGAGGAUAUGAUGGAAGCUAAUCGAAACCGCCGACUAUAA